AAUCAGGCUUUGAAAGAAAACAAUAAGCAACCAUUUCUUUCAAAGCAGGAAUAAAUAAGGCAAAGCAAGAAGAAUAAAAAGAUGGAGAACAAAGCCUCUACCAUCCUCUGCCUUGCCCUCCUCUUCAUUGUCUUCUCCUCUUCGGCCUCGGCCUUCGACAUCACAAAGCUGCUGGAGAAGCAGUCGGAGUUCAGCAACUUCAACACCUACCUCAAGGAGACCAAACUUGGCGAGCAGAUUAACAGCAGCAGCACCAUCACCGUCUUGGCCGUCGGCAACGGCGCCAUCUCCAGCCUCGCUGGCAAAUCCCAAGACGUGGUCAAGAAGAUCCUGAGCGCCCACGUGAUCCUGGACUAUUAUGAUGAGCAGAAGCUGACCAAGCUGGCCAAGUCAAGCAAAGUCACCACCCUCACCACCAUGUUCCAGUCCUCCGGCCAAGCUCAGAACCAGCAGGGCUUUAUCAACACCGGCAUUAUCAACGAAGGCGAGCUCGCUUUCGGGUCCGCCGCCAAAGGCAGCAAGCUCAACGCCAAGCUUGUUAAAUCCGUUGUUUCUCAGCCGUUCAAUAUUUCUGUUCUUCAAGUCUCUGAGCUGAUUGACAUCCCUGACAUUGCUGCCUCAAGCCCUGCUGGCUCUCCCAAGUCAUCUCCUUCCCCAUCCAAGGCUCCUUCUUCAUCGUCCGAUGACGAGGCCCCAAGCGCCUCGCCCAAGUCGUCCAAGUCCAAGGCACCUACAUCGUCCGAUGAGACGACAUCGUCGUCACCACCAGUGCCUGACGAGGCAGGAUCAAGCACUGCCCCUGCCCCUGCCCCUGCCCCAUCUGCUGCUUCUCGCGUUGAGAUGGCCGUUGGUGCCGGUGUGAUGAUCGGCUUGGCCUCACUUUUGGUUGCUUAAGUUUUUUUUUUUUUUUUUGGGGGUUUUUUCAAAAGAGGAGAUAUGAAUGUAUUAGGAACAGAAAAGAUCAAAUCUUGAAGGGUACAAUACAAACUUAAUGGUUUUUGUAGGGAAAUGUAUGUAAAAACAUAUACAUUCUUCUGACAACCAUUGUUUUGGAAUCAUUAGAGAUUACCCUUUAAGUGCAUUGUCACAAGCUAUUAAAUAUA
Prunus dulcis (almond) is the source of this 1103-nucleotide messenger RNA. Its product is annotated as fasciclin-like arabinogalactan protein 14. Lineage: Eukaryota; Viridiplantae; Streptophyta; Magnoliopsida; Rosales; Rosaceae. The transcript has a single exon. Gene Ontology annotation, cellular component: plasma membrane. The record is from RefSeq and is a predicted model, not a curated record. Bases 82 to 894 code for a protein of 270 amino acids.